Molecule: messenger RNA, 1167 nt
Organism: Pistacia vera
Lineage: Eukaryota; Viridiplantae; Streptophyta; Magnoliopsida; Sapindales; Anacardiaceae
Product: F-box protein At3g17710-like
Exons: 1
Coding region: 1-1167 (388 amino acids)
Molecular function (GO): protein binding
Source: RefSeq, a predicted model, not a curated record
AUGAAAGAAAGAAAAAGAGGGUGUUACUUGCCUCAAGAUUUUCAGUAUGAUAUAUUAACGAGGCUUCCGACAAAGUCUUUAGUGAGAUUUAAAAGCGUUUGCAGGCAGUGGUGCAAUCUGAUAUCUGACUCCAAUUUCUCCAAGCUCCACCUUCAAAAAUGUAUGUCAAAAGUCAUCAUUUUUUCCUGGCGAAGAGAAGCUUAUAGAUCUUAUGGUUAUUAUUGUUCAUAUAAAUUGGUCGAGAAAGGAGUGACAGCAACCAACUUAGGCCCUUUCCAGUUCCCAAUUAGCCCUAUGUUGUUUUCGGUGGCAUUUUGUGAUAAUUUAAUGCUAUUUGAUCAUGACUACUCUUCUCUGACAACCUGGUUUUCUGUUUAUGAUGCCAUCACUCAUCACCGGCGCGAGUUGCUUCCUCCCUUGCACAUUUGCCAGCAAAGUCUUGGCCGUUAUUUAGUGUUGGUCUAUGAUGCAUCAAGUCAAAAAUAUAAGGCGGUGGUGCUUUCGUUCUCUGGUGAACUUGCCCAUCUUGACCAUUGCUAUAUCUGUUCGUUGGGUUCGGAAAAUGAAGAAUCUUGGAGGCAGUCGACACCUCCAUUGUUGCAGAGCGUAAGGCACAAAUUUCUACCAAUUGUUGUGAAAGGAAUUUUAUAUUGGAUAGCAGAAAGACCUGAAAAAGGUUAUGAUGUGUUUGUACAACCAAUGAACGUUGCAACAGAAGAGUUCAUGGCAAGCAUUCCGGUUCCUUGCCCGCCGCAAGACAGUUUUCCGCCGUCAGGGAAUUACAAAAUGAAGUUUUUGGAGAUGAAAGAAUCACUUUGCUUGGCCAAUCCAACCUCUCCUGAUGAGUUAGACAUAUGGUUUCUGAAGCUUUCAGAUGAAAGUAUUUGGAUUAAGCUCCACAAAAUCUGUCUUGACUCCAUAGUAAAUAGACCAGCUGGUUUAACAAGUUUCUUUAGAGGUGUGUUCCUGCCAUGGCUAGUUACAGAGAGCUGCAACAACAAACUUGGGUAUAUGCUCGUACAACACACCGCCCAUUCUCUGUAUUGGUACAACUUGGAUACCAAAGAGGUGAAAUAUAUUGCCAUGGAUACCAACCAGAUGAACCAUGUUGCCCCCCUCGGUGAGUCGGCCGGCUAUCUAAUGCAGCUUUCAGUUAUCAAGGACUAG